This is a messenger RNA of Athene cunicularia (burrowing owl), 2124 nucleotides long. It is a transcript of the gene SETD6, whose product is annotated as SET domain containing 6. Bases 103 to 1062 code for a protein of 319 amino acids. Gene Ontology annotation, biological process: peptidyl-lysine monomethylation. Gene Ontology annotation, molecular function: protein-lysine N-methyltransferase activity; protein binding. Gene Ontology annotation, cellular component: nucleus. The record is from RefSeq and is a predicted model, not a curated record. The transcript has 6 exons. NCBI's taxonomy places the organism in Eukaryota, Metazoa, Chordata, Aves, Strigiformes, Strigidae.
GUGCCACUCCUGCUGGCCCUGCUGCAUGAGUACACAGCCAGCGACUCGCCCUGGCAGCCUUAUUUCUCCCUCUGGCAGGACUUCAGGAGCCUGGAUCACCCCAUGUUCUGGCCUGAAGAAGAGCGAACAAGGUUGCUGCAGGGCACGGGCAUCCCAGAAGCUGUGGACAAGGACCUGGCUAACAUCCACAUGGAGUACAGCUCCAUCAUCCUGCCUUUCAUGAAGUCCCACCCCAGUAUCUUUGACCCCAAGCUGCACACACUGGACUUGUACAAGCAGCUGGUGGCAUUUGUCAUGGCAUACAGCUUUCAGGAGCCUUUGGAGGAGGAAGAUGAAGAUGAGAAGGGGCCCAAUCCUCCGAUGAUGGUGCCUGUAGCAGAUAUUUUGAAUCAUGUGGCCAACCACAAUGCCAACCUGGAAUACUCCCCUUGUUUACGAAUGGUUACAACACAGCCCAUCAGCAAGGGCCAAGAGAUCUUCAACACCUAUGGGCAGAUGGCCAACUGGCAGCUCCUGCACAUGUACGGCUUCGCAGAGCCCUACCCCGGCAACACCAACGACACGGCCGACAUCCAGAUGGUGACAGUGCGCGAAGCAGCGCUGCAGCGCGCCGGAGGGGAAGCACAGCAGCAGCUGGUCUCUGAGCAGUGGGACUUCUUGUGCCAGCUGGAGAUGGUGGGGGAGGAGGGCGCCUUUGUGCUUGGCUGGCACGAGGUGCUGACAGAGGAAGAGCUGUCCAUGACCCUGAAGGUGCUGUGCAUGUCAGAGGAAGAAUUCAGGGAGUAUAAGGAAAAAGAUGGCUGGGAAGAUGACAGUGAAGAGGAGGAGAACUCUACCCUUUCCAACGAGGCGCUCUCGAGACUUAAAGCCCCUUGCAAGAAGCUGCUUUAUGACAGUGUGCUGCUGACCCUGGAGUCCUAUGGGUCAGACUUGAAAGCAGAGCAGGACUUGCUAAAUAACAAAGAGGCUUAUGAGAAACUGAGUCGAAGGGAGCAGCAAGCUUUGCACGUGCGCUAUGGACAGAAGAGGAUCUUGCAUCAGCUGCUAGAGCUGGUACACUAGAAACCUCACUGCCUCUGCAAGUGAACUGCCUGGAACUGUGCUGGGAAGGGACAGCCAGCCUUCAGCCAUCUCUACAGCAGCCAGAACAGAUGGCAGGUGGGAUAUGGGCCCACUUGUCCCUCAUAGCAGCUUUUUAGCUACCUCAACAUAAACAGGUAUCUUUCACAGCACAGAAGUGGGUUUGGGUGGCCUCAUCUUAGGAUGGGAGCUCUGGAGCACAACUACCACCUUCUUCUAGAGGACUUAAGAAUUAACACAAAUGGCUGUUUUGGGAAGGCAGACAUACACUGUCAGAGCAGCAAGUGGGUUCCCUCAUUUAGCAUGAGAAAUUUAAGGCAAGAACUGUUUGUCUAGAUGAAGAGGGCACAAAUCCAUCUGGUAGCUCUUACAGAGGUUCAGAGUAAACAUCUGGCAGGUGGAGAUGCUGACAGCAGUGAACUCUUCACCUACACUUAGUUAAUACUGAGCAUUUUAAAGAGUACAAGCCCAUCCAUCUGGUUUUCAUGGAGGCUCAGUAGAGCAAGGUAUUUAAUUUUACCUCUAUAAAAGGCAUGUCUGUACAGGCUUGAGACUCUUCUAAAGGAGCACUGUCACAGCUCUGCAGCUGCUGUAAGCUAAGCAUUUGAUACACACCCUCCAGUGAUAUGGUUCUUCCCAGAACUCCAGCAUUGCUCUGCAUCAUGUUUUUUCCCUCACCAGUUUUUGUGUGACAAAACCCUGGAGGUUUGCAGGCCAAGCUGUAUUUAAUAAAGACAAUGUUCCUUACCCAGCCAAUGCUGCCUACUUCAACAGGGUGCAAAGCCCCAUAUAUGAGGGGGGGAUCUUUGCUGCUUCUGCAGUUACAAGUAUUGCAAACAAGCAAAACCCAGGCUGUACUCACAGAGAUAAUGGUCAGCUACAGCACUACCCGCACUGCUGGGGGCCAGGGUGGUUUUAACACUACCUAGGGAGCUUUUUAGUUUCCCUUUUACAGUGGUGUAAUGCAGUGGCUGUUUAGAGUCCAGUUUGCCAUCCUCGUACUUCUGUCCCUGCAGCAGACUAGAUUUCAGGCAUACAGUGGUU